UACCGUAUUGACUAGACCUACCCACUGAAAAUUGGAUUGUUCUAAGCCCCGUUUGUCCGUUGGCGGUGUGUGAAGAGGAUAUGCACGAAAUCAUUGAUUGUGAUUACUUGUUACUAAUUUUUUUUUUUUCUCCUUCUAGUAACGCCCUCUCUCGUAAUCACAGCGACUCGCAAGCUUCCAAUCCUCGAUUCUCAAAUCUUCGCUGUCAAGAAACUUCACAACUAACAAAUCAAAAACCAGGAAAAGGGGUCGAAAAUCUGUUUAUUUCCAACCAUCUUCAUCGAAUAGUAAAUAAGGAAGGAAACAACAUUCGUAUCCGAACGGGUGCCCUGAAGAAAGAGGAGGAGAAGAAGAAGCAUGGAAGCUGAUGUUUUGAUCCAAACAACAAUACCCAUAAUCCUUUUGAACAGCUCUAUCAGCUUUGAGCUAUCUCUCUUAAUCAAUCCCAUUAGUGGGUUUAAUCAGUGAUGAUAGGUAGAAGAAAUCAGGAAGCAUCUCAUGAUGGAUAACUGAAGAUUUGAAGGGUUGGCUUGGCUUUUGAUUGAUCAAAAUUUUCCUGAUUUUCCAAUUGUGUGCGAUUUUUGGUUUUUUGUAGUUUGUUUACUUUCUUCACAAUCCGAUAAUGACCUUCAUGGCUCUGGAAAGUAUCAAUAAGGGUCGAUAUAUUGUGGGACUGGCCUAUUAUUUCCCUCUAUUGUACAUGAUUUUGUCUCUACUGGUUCCGACUGCGACUGCGAAAGUGGUGUUGAUUGGGAACAACGUAACUCUAUCAUUCGAUGAUAUGGAAGCCAACUUUGCUCCGAUGGUCAAAGAUUCAGGGGAGUGUGGGACCUUGUAUUUGGCUGAGCCCCUUGAUGCUUGCUCUCCAUUGACUAAUAAAAUCGAUACAGGAAAAGGUGCAAAUGCAUCAUUCCUGUUGAUUAUUAGAGCUGGAUGUACCUUUGAGGAUAAAGUUAGAAUCGCACAAGAUGCAGGGUUCAAAGCAGCGAUUAUCUAUGACAAUGAAGAUAGUCGUGGUUUGAUUGCAAUGGAAGGAAGUUCUGCAGGCAUCAAAAUACAUGCUGUGUUUAUCUCUAAAGCAUCAGGUGAAGCACUUAAAAAGUAUGCUGGUCUUCCCAACAUGGAGCUCUGGAUCCUCACAACUUUUGAAAAUUCAGCAUGGUCAAUCAUGGUUGUCUCUUUUGUCUCCCUUCUAUCUAUGUCAAUUGUGCUGGCUACUUGUUUCUUCGUUCGCAGACGUUAUGUGAGACGAGAACGGUCACAGGCUCGUCGUGUUCGAGAGUUCCAUGGCAUGAGCAGUCGUCUAGUGAAAGCUAUGCCUAGCCUGAUAUUCACGUCGGUUUUAGAAGAUAACUGUACUUCAAUGACAUGUGCCAUAUGCCUUGAGGACUACAGUGCUGGAGAAAAGCUCAGAAUACUACCAUGCAGUCACAAGUUCCAUGCUGCUUGUGUAGAUUCUUGGCUGACUACAUGGCGGACAUUUUGCCCUGUUUGCAAGCGUGAUGCUAGGACAAGCACUGGUGAGCCUCCCGCAUCAGAGUGCACCCCAUUACUUUCACCCAGCACUGCCUCCUCUGUGGGACUUUCAUCUGCCAGUUCAUCAUUUGCAUCAUCAUCAGCCAUACAAAUAGCGAGGUCCCCAGCAGUAUCUCAUGUUCACUCCUUCACUGGCACUCCUGUACCUCAGUCUUUUAGGUCCUAUGGCUCAUCUGCCCUCACCCCAAGCAGAGGCUCUAUAGAUCUUAGGAAUGCAUCUGCCAGAUCAUCAUUUGCAUCAUCAUCAGCUAUACAUAUAGACCCAGCAUCAUCUAGGUCUCCAUCAGUAUCUCAUGUUCACUCCUUCACUGGCACUCCUGUACCUCAGUCUUUUAGGUCCUACGGCAACUCAUCUGCCCUGACCCCAAGCAGAAGCUCUAUAGAUCUUAGGAAUGCAUCUUCCCAAAGAUCUCAUGCUUCCCACCUAGUCUCACCGCACUCCUUUGGCUACCCUUCAUUUUCUCCUCUGAGCUCAAGAUAUAUAUCCCCUUAUGUUCCAAGUCCUACCAAUGCCUCUCCAAGUUAUCUUGGGUCAUCCAGUCGGCAGCCUAGUAUGCUACAUUGUAGUGAGUCAGCAGCAAGUUUCUCUCCAUUUGCCUCUGCUCAUUCUCUUCCGAGUUGUUGAUGCAAAGCCUUAACACAAAAUGGAGAAUUUGAGUUUAUUUGAAGAUUAUUUAUGAACGGAUCUUGCUGAUGUAUAAAGAAGAGUCGUGCAGUAGAUGUUGACCCAAUCCUUUCGCCCUCUAAAGCAGACAUUCACUACAUGUAUAUUUCCUUCGGGUGUGAUCGGUUGAUGGCUUAUGGGAGGUCUAAUGUUCAAGUGAUGAUUGGGACUCUUUUGAUGCAGCAGAACAGGUGUACAUUGUUGUCUAAGAUUGCAUUACUUAUCUGGUAUCCUGUGAGUUUUCUUGUCCUGAGCUAUUGUUCCUAAUGGCACUAUGGUUUUCAGUUUUGACUAUCUGCUUUCUUUUUUCUCGAAGAUUUAACUUUUUCUCAAUUUAUCCAUAAACUGAUAAGAGUUAUCUGCUUUGAGAGAAUUUGUCGGUUGGUAUCUGUAAUUUUUUUGGAAUAUCCAUGAAAGAUGAUGUUUCUUGAAUGUUAUGGAGUUUCAUUAGUCCUGUCCA
Messenger RNA from Macadamia integrifolia, 2660 nucleotides. Its product is annotated as receptor homology region, transmembrane domain- and RING domain-containing protein 2-like. The record is from RefSeq and is a predicted model, not a curated record. Bases 623 to 2161 code for a protein of 512 amino acids. NCBI's taxonomy places the organism in Eukaryota, Viridiplantae, Streptophyta, Magnoliopsida, Proteales, Proteaceae. The transcript is spliced from 5 exons.